Messenger RNA from Limulus polyphemus (Atlantic horseshoe crab), 3106 nucleotides. RefSeq names its product E3 ubiquitin-protein ligase KCMF1-like. NCBI's taxonomy places the organism in Eukaryota, Metazoa, Arthropoda, Merostomata, Xiphosura, Limulidae. Bases 277 to 1599 code for a protein of 440 amino acids. The record is from RefSeq and is a predicted model, not a curated record. The transcript has 7 exons.
AACUUUUUUAUAUUUUUUUUUAUUGCAGUAGUGACUAUUUCCGGUUAUAAAUCGUAAAAAAAAUCAGAGAAACUGACAAAGAUUUACGGGUGACCUAGGAUCUGACCUUUCAAAAUUUGAUAACAUGAGAUAUCAUCAGGUGUUAGUUGUGACUCAUGCUUGCAAGGAAAUUUCAGAGGGAAAAGGUAUAAAUGUUUGAUAUGCUACGACUACGACUUAUGUGCAUCUUGUUAUGAAGCUGGCAUAGUAACAACACAUCAUACAACCCACCAUCCCAUGCAGUGUAUUCUCACUCGUUCAGAUUAUGGUAUAUACUAUGGAGGGGAAACAGUGUCAGUAGAUCAGUCUCAAUCAUUUACCUGUCCAUUUUGUGGAAAGAUGGGAUUUUCUGAAGGUACAUUACAAGAACAUGUCACCUUAGAACACUCAGAAAACUCAUUUGAAGUGGUGUGUCCAAUAUGUGCAGCAUCACCUAGUGGAGAACCCAAUCAUGUCACUAAUGAUUUUGCUGCACAUCUAACUUUAGAACACCGCAGUCCUCGGGAUUUGGAUGAAGUCACAACCUCACGGCAGGUUAGAAGAAUUUCACAUCCUGGAAGAGGAAUAAGUGGUGCUCGUGCUCGACGUAACCAGAUGCAGUUUAAUUCCUCGAGCACUUUACCAUCACUAUCGCCUAACAGUAGGGAUUCAAUAAACCCUCUUGCAGAGCUACUUUCUCAGUUGUCUGGCGUUCGACGUUCCACCAACCUGAACCAAUCUAACACAACUUCUCAGCUACAGCAGCUCCAGAUGCAGCUUCAGCUAGAAAGACAGCAGGCCCAGGCUGCUCGCCAGCAUUUGGAACGUCUUCCUCGUAGACAAAACCAGACUGGAGGAGGAACUGCUGUACAGUUUAACCAGGCUUUUCAUGUUGAGCCAACAACUAGUCCUUCUGCAUCAUGCUCUAGCUCUUCCUAUUUGCUUUCAAGGUACACAGAGUGUAAUUUAACUGAAUCAGAACAGCAAGCUCUUGAGGUGGAUCAUGCAGAUCAUAGUAUUUUUGUUCAGGAAUUAUUACUUACAACACUAGCAGAGAAGCUUUCAGUGAGUGGUGGAUUUGGAUCUAUCAUUGAAAAGUUAGAUUUCAGUGUUGAUCAAGAAGGAUCUGUUUCUGCACUAUCUGUAAACAAAGACGUAGAAGUAAAAAGCACAACCUCAUCUAAAGGUUCAACUCAGUUUAGCUCUUCUUGUUUAAAUCUUCCUCAACAAAGGCAUGCAUUGCCAUCAACUCAGGUUUCUCAGACAACCCAACAAGUCAACCAAAGACCAUCGAUAAAAUCAUCUACCACUCACUCAGCCCAACAGUCAUCUUGCACCAAUAUCAACAGCUGUGGCCAGUCCUGUCAAGACAGUAUGAUGCAGCAAUCUCCUUUGGGGCCAAGAGCAGGAGCUAGUGUAUUUUCAUUUUGGGGUCAGUCAAGAGAAGGGCAGGCUUCAGGGCUAACUCUUAACAGAAAUCCCAGUCAUGAAGGAAGAAGUACCUCUCCUUCUUCUACCCGUAGAAAAGUGCUAAGACAUGUAGAUGAUAGAAACAAGUCAAAUGAGCCUCCUCCUCCUUGAUUAACCUUCUGUUCUAGGAAAAAUAUGUUGCAUCUCUAACCAUAUGGGCAGUCCCCUUGUGUCAUCUAGAGCCCUUAAGAAUUUUGUUGAAACACCAGACAAAGUUUAAGGCCACAAGUAAAAAAACCAUAACUGAAAACCUGCCUUAAGUUUUGGCACCACCAGUAUGUCUAGACACUAGAUAAUGUCAACAUGUUUGACAGAUUUUUCAGCUUUGGUUUUAAACUUUGUCUGUUGUUUUAAUGAAAUAUUUAAUGUUUUUUGACCACACUUUUGACUUGACUUUGACUGUACAAAUGUUAUUGUGUUUUCUAUAGAGAUUUUGGUCUCCAUUUGCUUUGUCUGAAGCUCAUAUAUGGACAAGAUAAUUGUAAUAUCUUUAAUUUGUUUCUUUUAUCUUGAUUUCUCAUAAUUAUAUUACCAUGGGCCUGUUCAUUGUAAACAGACUAACCCAAGUUUGAACAUCACAGUACUGAUGAAAUAUCUGUAUACUUAUUUGCAUUUUUCUAAUCUAUAUCCAUGUCCAGUUUUUUUCUUUUUCAUCAUUAAUUGAGCUAGUGUUUUAUUUAUUGAGAGAGAUAUAUAGUUAUCGUAUGUGAAGAACAUUAGUUAGAGAAAGUUAUGUUUGGUAAAAGUUUCUAGAAUUUUGAAGAAUUGUAACAAUGGAAGUUGAAUUUUAAUCCCUUGGUAUAUGCAAAUUUUCUUUGAUGUUAUCUAUUUCUGGUGUCAUUUACAUAAAAAUCAACCUGUUUUUUUUUUAUACUAAGAUUAGCACUAAUCUUUUUCAACAUGCCACUGCUUCAUGGGAAGUUGACAAGUGUGGACCAUUUUUAAAUUUAUGAUGACUGACAUGUAUAUAUAUUAUUAGAAGCUGUCUAAAAUAUGGGGAUUACAUCAUGAUAGAAGCAGCUACCACAGAACUUGUGGAACAUUUAGUCAGGCUGCUGCUGCCUCUUUUUGAAUUAUCUUCUGUAGAAAGUUACAAGGUCACAAGGGCAGGUCAAAUUAAAUGUUGAGAAGCAAUAUACAUAAAUUUGUAUGUUGAGUAGUGAAUUAAUAAGCACCAAGUUAACAUGAAAAUAUGUAAUAAAGUAUGUGUGCAUGCUUCCUUGCAUGUGUUCCUCAUGUACGAAUGCGUGCAUUCAAGUCAAGUUGCCUUGAAUUAGGCUUAACUAAUGAUAAUUAUGUAGUGUUGAUAUAAUUGUGUUGGUUUUUGCUACUAGGAAAUGCUUUGUAUCUUUGAAACAAAUAGCGAUUAGUAAUAUUUAAACAAUUCUUUAGUACAGUUUAUCUUAAACAUUCGUGAAAAAGAAAUUUAGAGUUAUUCUAAUUAAGAUGGACAUACCCAGUAAUAUUCAAGUAAAUUGUUCUUUAAGUUUUGACCAUCAGUAAAAUAAAAGUUUUCACUUUUAGAUUGUAUUGUGUAUUAAACUGUCAUUACACUUAUUUGUAAAAGAUGGUGAUAAGCAUUGUCUCGGGAAAAUAAAAUGAAAGUUUAGGCUCUUAA